UAGCCAAUAACAAGGAGUACGAGACCCACGUGGGAGAAGAGAAUGUUCACAAUAACCUGUACACAUUAUUCGAUUUAGCACAAGUAUUAGAUGGAUUCAAUUAAGAAGAAGAUGAUUACUCUCUCCGCAGCAACGGAAGAGGCGAAUACAAGGGCGGAGAGGUUUUCAGAAGAAACAAGGCGGAUAUGUGAAAUAGCGGACAGGUUUGAGGAGCAGGUUCGGAAUAUCCAGAAGAAGAUGCAGAGUAUGGAAGGACAGUUUGACUCCGCUACGGAGCAACUCUUCGAGGUGUCCCUCAAGCUGGAGGAGAAGGAGAAGGCGUACAACAACACCGAGGGGGAUGUCGGUGGACUCUCCAGGAGGGCUCUUCUACUAGAGGAAGAUGUUGAGAGGUCUGAAGAGAGGUUGGCAAAAGCAGUUUCUGAACUGGCAAAACAGUCACAAAGAGCUGACCAUGCUGUGAAGAAGAGAAUAUCCCUGGAGAAUGACAACAGCCACAAGGAGGAGGAUAUCGACAAGCUGGAGAACCAGCUCAAGGAGGACAAGUUUACCCUCUCAGAGUCGGAGAGGAAGUACGACGACAUCGCCCGAAAACUUUCAACAAAGGAGGAUGAGCUUGAACGAAGCAAUGAGCGCUGCACUAACGGAGAAAAGAAGAUCGUUGACCUAGAGGAGGAACUGAAGGUUGUCGGGCAGAACCUUCAGCAGCUUGAAGUUAGUGAGGAGAAAGCACUUCAAAGAGAAGAUAAUUAUCAAAGGCAAAUCCAAGAUUUAAUGGACAGAUUAAAGGGAAUAGAGUUGAAGGAGGAAAAUGCAAUAAUGAAUAUACAGAGACUAAAUAUUCUAUAAUCCAGGGAAUAGAGUUGAAGGAGGAUAAUGCAACAAUGAAUAUACAGAGACUAAAUAUUCUAUAAUCCAGGGAAUAGAGUUGAAGGAGGAUAAUGCAACAAUGAAUAUACAGAGACUAAAUAUUCUUUUAU
Eurytemora carolleeae is the source of this 980-nucleotide messenger RNA. RefSeq names its product tropomyosin. Gene Ontology annotation, molecular function: actin filament binding. Lineage: Eukaryota; Metazoa; Arthropoda; Copepoda; Calanoida; Temoridae. The transcript has 9 exons. Gene Ontology annotation, cellular component: actin filament. Gene Ontology annotation, biological process: muscle contraction; actin filament organization. Bases 91 to 849 code for a protein of 252 amino acids. The record is from RefSeq and is a predicted model, not a curated record.